AUGCAGGGUCUUGCGGAUGGUCCCGUCAAGACUCACCUGUUCCAGCUUGAACUAGAUUCACUAGAACAAGCCAUUUCCAUUGCGGAGCAGAAAGACUUCAGUCUGAGACAGGCUCGCGCCAGCUCGACAUCAUACCGUCAACCGAGACGACAUGACAACGGAGGUCCAGAGCCGAUGGAACUCUGUUAUGUAGAGAGCGAGAAGGCUCGCUCUACAGGCUACAAGAAGUUGCAGAGAUGCAACAGAUGUCAAAAGACAGGACACUACGCUUACGAGUGUAGUGCCCCUCGUCCAGUGUCUCGCGACACUGGGCGUAGUGACCGUCCACCCAUGAGAAAGGGGCAGGGACGAGGGUCCGCAGUUGGUGCAAAGACGCAACAACGGGAUGGACCGUCAAAAAACGGACAGGAUCAGUAG
This is a messenger RNA of Peronospora matthiolae, 417 nucleotides long. NCBI's taxonomy places the organism in Eukaryota, Oomycota, Peronosporomycetes, Peronosporales, Peronosporaceae. The record is from the annotation of a GenBank genome assembly.